Messenger RNA from Symbiodinium natans, 1185 nucleotides. The record is from the annotation of a GenBank genome assembly. NCBI's taxonomy places the organism in Eukaryota, Dinophyceae, Suessiales, Symbiodiniaceae.
AUGCUCGAGAGGAACUGGAAGGAGCUCCUGGAAGACACGGAGAAGAGGCAGCAGGAGCUGUCGGAGAAGCAGAUCCACUACAAGAAGGAUCUGAUCAAGACGGUGAACGCUUUCAAGAAGGACGUGGCGCGCUUCCGCGCCGAGUACGAGCGCUCCGGGCCCAUGGUGAAGGGCAUCCCGCCUCGCGAGGCGGUGGAGCGCCUGAAGCGCUUCAAGGAGGAGUUCGAAGUCCGAGACCGAAAGCAGGAGAUCUACUACAUCGGCGAAGACCUCUUUGGAGUUCCCCACCAGCGCUACCCGGCCCUCGACACGACGAGGCAGGAGCUGGGCUACCUGUCCCAGCUGUACGACCUGUACGUCGCGGUCUUGGAGACCAUCAAGGACUGGCGAGACUACCUCUGGUGUGACGUGGGGGAGAACAUGGAGGACAUGCAGAAGAAGAUUGACAACUUCGCGGGGCGCUGCAAGAAGAUGCCCAAGCAGCUGAGAGAAUGGCCAGCCUACAACGAGCUGAAGAAGGAAAUUGAGGACUUCCAGGGUGUGCUGCCUCUGCUGCUGGAGCUGGGCAAGCCGAGCAUCAUGCCAAGGCACUGGCAGCAGGUCAUGGACAUCACAGGCAAAGAUCUGCCCAUCGACUCGGAGAAUUUCAAGCUCCAGUCGCUGAUCGAUGCGCAGUUGAACGAAUUCACCGAUGAGAUCUCCGACAUCUGCGAGGGUGCCGACAAGCAGCUGGCCCAGCGCCACUCGAUUCCCUUCAAGGAGGAGUUGAACGGUCUGCUGUCCACGCUCUCUGACACGGGCGACACCAUUGAGCGCUGGUUUAAGGCAAAGAAGUUCCAGCAGAUCGACAAAGACUGGAUCAAGAUCAUGCAGAAGUCUGCGGACACGAAGUACGUGGUGCCCUGCUGCCAGCGGCUGCGAUUCUACUUCACCAGUGACCCGGUGCUGCUGAAGAUCCUGUCCCAAGGAAGUGACCCUGAGAGCAUCCAAGAGGACUUUGAGAAGCUCUUCGAUGCCAUCAACCGCGUGCUUGUCCAGUUCGACAAGGUCGACAGGAAGAAGAUUGUGCUUUGCAUGCAAGAGCGUGGCAAGACGCCGGUGCAAGCGCAGGGCAAUAUCGAAGAUUGGCUCCUGGCCCUGGAGGACGGCUCACCCCUGAGAGGUCGCCAAGCUAAAGUCGCCUAG